Molecule: messenger RNA, 1252 nt
Organism: Chrysoperla carnea
Lineage: Eukaryota; Metazoa; Arthropoda; Insecta; Neuroptera; Chrysopidae
Product: LIM/homeobox protein Lhx9-like
Exons: 4
Coding region: 95-1252 (385 amino acids)
Biological process (GO): neuron differentiation; regulation of transcription by RNA polymerase II
Cellular component (GO): nucleus
Molecular function (GO): DNA-binding transcription factor activity, RNA polymerase II-specific; RNA polymerase II transcription regulatory region sequence-specific DNA binding
Source: RefSeq, a predicted model, not a curated record
AAUUGCUACGAACGUUAUAUAACUGUACACACAACAACAACGUUAUACUAUUGAAAAUACAACGGUGGUGCAGGAGUUGUUUAUAACGCAUAAAAUGUUGAAAGAACGUGAUUCAAUGAUGAGUCCUGGUAGUCCUUGUGUUGGAGGCGUUACUGUAGGUGGGGGUGGUAGUACUGUUGUAGAUCGUGGCGGUGGCGGUGGUGCCACAUGCGCCGGAUGUGGUGGUCGGAUUCAUGAUCGCUAUUAUUUACUUGCCGUUGAUCGACAAUGGCAUUCACCAUGUCUGAAGUGUUGUGAAUGUAAACUACCAUUAGAUUCUGAAUUAACAUGUUUUGCUAGAGAUGGUAAUAUUUAUUGCAAAGAAGAUUAUUAUAGGAUGUUUGCGGUCAAACGUUGUGGUCGAUGUCAAGCCGGUAUAUCAGCAAGUGAAUUGGUAAUGCGUGCUCGUGAUUUGGUAUAUCAUUUACAUUGUUUCACAUGUGCCUCCUGUGCAAUACCAUUGUCAAAAGGUGAUCAUUUUGGUAUGCGUGAUGGACUUGUAUAUUGUCGACCCCAUUAUGAAUUAUUAUAUAGUGGUGAAUACUGUGAUGCAAUGGAAAUUGGUUCAAUGUUUCGUGCAACAAAUUCACCAAGUUUACAAUAUCAUAUGUCACCGAGUCCGGCAUCAGCACAAAAAGGACGACCCCGUAAACGAAAAAUACCACCUGGAUCAGAUUCACCUGGGUCAGCUGAUUUAUCUGUAAAUAUGCGAAUGUCUUCUGGUACCAUUGAAAUGUUACAUCCUGGAGAUUUAUCAUCAUCAAUGGAAUCAUUAUCAUACGAUUCAUCAGUGGCAUCACCUGGAUCUGGUAGUGGACAUACAUCACAGCGUACGAAAAGAAUGCGCACAUCGUUUAAACACCAUCAACUACGUACAAUGAAAUCAUAUUUUGCAAUAAAUCAGAAUCCAGAUGCCAAAGAUUUAAAACAAUUAGCACAAAAAACUGGUCUUUCAAAACGAGUGUUACAGGUAUGGUUCCAAAAUGCAAGAGCAAAAUGGAGACGAAAUUUAAUGCGACAGGAGGGUUCACAAGCACCACCAGGUACACCCGGCCAACAGCAAGUUGGUAAUGGCCCUCCAUCUGUUGGCUCAUCUGGUGCUUUAUUAGGCGAUUCAAAUAGUUUACCACAUCCGCCAGGGCUAGACGAAUUACAUCAUCACCAUCUUCAUGGACAAGGAUCACAAUCGAUUACAUUCGGAGAUUUAUAUUAA